This is a messenger RNA of Hippocampus comes (tiger tail seahorse), 2112 nucleotides long. RefSeq lists its product as uncharacterized. NCBI's taxonomy places the organism in Eukaryota, Metazoa, Chordata, Actinopteri, Syngnathiformes, Syngnathidae. The record is from RefSeq and is a predicted model, not a curated record. The transcript has 6 exons. The coding region runs from base 54 to 1745 and encodes 563 amino acids.
AAAAAACGACUGGGAUUGUGUUUUUUCCUCGACAAUAUUUUUUCCUGGAACCCAUGGAGUACUUCUUUUUAAAAGGAUUCUUGGUGGUUUUGUUCAUAAAACACUGCACAACAUCUGACGGCGUUCCUACCUCAACCCAGUCUUCCAGGGUCACGCUUGAAGAUACACACACCUCACCCCGUGAACCAGGGUGGAGUCCAGCUGAGGUUAUGUCAGUUGUCGCCCCACCAAGCCUGGAAGAAGUGCAACAAGCAGUGCAGGAGGCCUCUGAGAAGGUUGAGGGUGGUGCAGCUGAGGAGUUCCUGAAGGAGCUUUUGGAGAGGGUGGUGGAAGCAGCUCUGGGACAAGUGGAAGGGAAAUGGGAUGAGCUGGCAGUGCAAGAAGGAGCAGAGGAGGAUGCGGUGGGCUUUGAAGACGAGACUCAAGUCGAGGUAUCCGAAAGGAUGGUGCUAGGGAUGGAUGCUGGUCAUGAAGAGGAGCAGGAGGCAAAGGAAAGAGAGGGAGAAGCACUUGCUGUUAGUAUGGAAAAGACCACAGUUGGGGUAGACACUGUUGAAGUUGAGGCUGCCAUUGUUGAGUCCGUAGAUGCCAAAGUCAGUCAGAAAGUUGUAGAGGAAACGACCAUAGAGGGGAUGGGCAAAGAUGUAGCAUUAGACGAUGAAAAGGUAGAGGACAGCAACAUGCAGGUUGUAAUGUUAAAUGGUAGAGUCCAAACAGCAACAACUCCAAUUGUUCAAGCGCUAGAUGUUGGUGGGGAGCCAGUGCGGGAGACUGGUGCAGACUCUGAGCUCAAUCUUGUGGCGGAAGAAAUCGGCAGAGUAGGGGAGAUAGAGGAAGAUGCUGCGGCAGGUGACGUGGACGGUGGAGUGAUCGCACUGCCAUCUGAUAAUCCUGACAUCGAGGUGGUGGAAGAGCUCGCAGUUAGCGAAGAGAACUACAUAGUCAAGGACCCUCAAAGCCAAGAUGAUGUGGAGGAAAGUUAUGUUGAGGAAGAAGUGGAAUCUAUUGAGCUUGAAGGUGGGGAAGUGGAUUCAAAAGAUCGAGAAAGUUACCGACACAUCAGCGAAGAGUACGAAGUGUUGGUCAACGGUGGGGAUGAGCGACAAGCUGGAGUCGAAGAGGUUACAUCACAGACUUCAAAUGACCUCAAAGAAGGCCCAGAAACAACAGUGAUCUCUGCCCCGGAGCCUGAAAAUGAUGCCGGAGUCAACAUUGGGCAGAAGCCCGACAACCAGGGUGCUGCCGCCCCGAGUGCAGCACUCAGUGAGGUUGCAGAGAAUGUUUUCAAUGAGAUCCUUUGCCCAACUGAUGACCUCGUGGCUGGUGACCCCAACGUGGCCCACCCAACACUUGAGUAUUUCGUGAAGAAUGUCCUGGCAAUUCCCCCUCAGGCAAGAGGAGAGCUGGUUGAAGACACCGCUGAGGAUCCGGAAAUAAAGGUAAUGGUCCUGGAAGCGUGGAAGAUCGGCGCGACAAUUGCUGUGGUGUUCUUGCUUUUGGAGACAGUUGUCAUUAUCAUCUAUAUCUUUAAAGGUCAUAACAAAAACAGCGGCCCGGCUGAACAACGCUCAUGUGAGGAAGGGUGUGUUGAAGCAGAGGUGACCACGGGCGGUGACAACAGUGACGACACACUCCAUGCAGGAAAUGGGGACCUUCAACAGUAUAAUUGGAGCAGCAGAGCAAUACGAUGCAGCGGCGACCCUGGCACAAAACAUCAAAAAGCACAAAGGGAAGCAUGUGAUUAGCAUGUCGAACAUCCCAGACGUCACCGCAGAGGAAUCAGCCAGUGGUGGACGAGGACCGCAUUCCCCACAAGAAGUCAGGACUUCCAUGCUCUAGGGUGGUCCGAUUGUUUUUGUGUUGUUAUUAAAGUGUAAGCCCCUCUUCGCCCUUGUUCCAAUGUAUCCCAAAUACCUCAUGAAGUAUUACAAAUUGUCCAACAGUACUCAAAGCAGAGUACCUGAUUCUGAAAGAUGAUCACGCCAAUUUGUAUGAUGUGUGUUUGAGUGAACGCAUGUGAAUGUUUGUGUCUGUGUGAGUAUUUGUGAAAUUCCCGGGGGGAGUGGGGAGAAUAGUCUGGACCCAUUUUACGUGUGUGAUCAUGUUGAGGAA